AUGACUAAUGCAAAAAGUGACCCACAACAUAAACCACUUCCUGUAAACAGAUACGUGAUAUUCAGAACAAAUAACGCAUUCUACGAAGGAAGAAUAGUCGAUGUGCUCUUUGAUGGACAAAAGACCCUUUAUAGCGUGAUAUCAUUUGCAACUUUUGAGUAUUUCAGAGUCACUGAUUGCGAACUGGUUACGCAGAGCUCUUUGGAGUCAAAGAGGAAGUACAGGCCGAGUUCAGAUUGCGGCAACUUCAACGUGGUGCGGAUGCCAAAUGUUCUGAAAAACAGGCUUCGUGCUGAUAAGGAUUCUUGCAUGGUGAGCUAUUACAACAGCACCAGUAGAAAACAUCCAGUCAAAAUAUCAGUUCGUAGAAUUAUACAGGAAUUCAUGCAAUUCUUCCAGCAGAAUUCACUAUGCUACGACUCCAACGAGGCACAGGAGAUCAUGAAUGGAUUUCAUCAACUAUUCAACACAUUUCUGCCUAUGACACUGCUCUACGAGCAAGAGAAGCGGUUUCUGAUGGAAAAAGACAACUUAGCUAUGAAAGAAGACUAUACAGGUGAUUUUGGUCCAAUUCACCUGUUAAGAAUGCUCUAUUUUGUACAAAGAUACAACGCCAAGUUCAAUCCUCGCGAAUGCGUCCAGCUGGUUACUUCUGAUUAUACUGUAUAUUUGAUUGACUUCCUGAACUACAAAUACCAGGAUUAUUUCAUGUAG
This is a messenger RNA of Enterospora canceri, 714 nucleotides long. NCBI's taxonomy places the organism in Eukaryota, Fungi, Microsporidia, Enterocytozoonidae. The record is from the annotation of a GenBank genome assembly.